CGGGAGUUUCAAAAUUUGAAUGACGUUUUGCAUAACCUAUUUAUAUUGUUUACGAUUCCCGGGGUUUAACGUUUUUGUUUCGUCUAAAAAUUUAAUAAUCAUUUCGAAAUGCAAACGAUCGCAAAAAGUUUGCUGUAAAUAUCCACCUAAUCUUAGUAUUUAUAUUUUUGGAAACUUUUGGGCUCGUUUGAAUUAUAAUGGAAGAAUGCAUAGAACUCUCCAGUGAUUCAAGUGAUACAAUAAUUUUACCCCCAGAUUAUGCUUCAAAAAAUCGGGCACUUACAAAAACUAAAGACUAUUAUGAUCUAAGUUCUUCUGAUGAUGAUACUCAAGACAAGAAACAAAGUGAGAUUUGUACAGGUGAAGACUCAGACAGCAAACAUAUAGAUUGCGAAGAAAUACUACAAAGACUGUGCAAAAAAUAUUCUCAAAACUCCUCUCAAGAUGCGGUUGGAUGCUCUAAAAGUAGCUCCAUUCCACCAAAGUCUUCAGACAGUGAACACAAGAAAAAGUAUGACACUAACAUUGUGUCAAAUAAACAAGAAAGUGAUUCAAGUUUUGAUUGUCAAGCAGCUAAUGUUCCAACUAGUGAUAAAAAUGAUAAGGAAACUAAUAUAUUUGAGAUGAAUUGUGAAAGUGUCAAAAUUGGUGUAAAACCUAAAGAAUCUGUUGAUGAAGCACUUGAAAAUCUAUAUAAGAAAUAUUUUUCUAAAAGCUUCAAUGAAAAAAAUGAUGCAACAUCAGGCAACAGUCAACCAUAUAAUGGAAUUGUUGGAAAAUCAGAUUCUGAGAAUGAGGAUCAAGUUCGUGAAAAUACCAAUUUGAAGAAGGGGAAAAGGGGUACUGCAACCCUUAAGAGAAAACAAGAGCUUGAAGAGCAGAGGGCACAGAAAAAAUUACAGAAGGAAAAAGAAAAAGAGUUGAAAGAACAGGAAAAAGCACUGAAGAAAGUAAUGAAAACAAUACAGAGGCACAACAGCAAGGAUGGUUGUAUAAAGACUAUUGUUGUUCAGGUGGAAAAAUCAUUGUUAGAGCAAGAAUUUUGUGAAUGCAUUAGCAAAAUUCUAAGAGAAAAUGAUAUUUUAUUUAGGGCAAUUGAAUCAUUCCCCAACCAUAUCACAUGGCUGAGGAAAACUCAAACCUUGGAAAAUAUGGUAUGCCUUUUAAUGUAAAUUUUAUUUCUGGAGUGGAGCUCGCAGUUAGGUCUCUCAAUUUACUUCUGAAAAAAUAUGCAGUGAGUUAAUUUAUUUCUACAAUGGGGCUUGCAGUUAGAAUCUCAAUUUACUUUUGAAAAAAAUAUGUAGUGACUCUAUAGCGUUUUCCAUACAGUUAGUAUUGAAUUUCUCCCAAGGCUAUAAUGUGACAAAUUUUGAAACUGUUGAGAGUAAAAAGAUCUCUAUUCUUACUCUUGAUUUCAGUAUCCUACACAUUUUUGUUGAUUAUACAAUGGAGUAAAUUGACUCGGUGCUUUCUAUUAGAUAUAUAGUUAAAGUUUCAAGAGAGCUCAUGAUACUUGCUUAUAUAAAAUCUGUACAUCUGCUACACAACAGUAUGAUUUUAUUGACAGUCAUGCUCAAUCUUUGUUUUUAGGUUUUGAAAGAAACUGAUUCAGAUGAAUCUCACCACUUAACAAUCAUACCUCUAAAAACAUUUAUCAAACAGAUUAGAGAAAGUAAUCUUCUAUCUCAUGUUGCCGAAAUUUAUAGUAGGACUAACUUUAAGCAUCUUACGUUGGUUAUUUUUGGCAGUAGUGGACCUAAAGAUGAUGCCCAGGAGAAUGCAAUGUUACAAGUGGAAAUGUCAUAUAAAUGCCUAUGGCAUUUUGCUAAAACUGAGGAAGAUCUAUCAAAUUUCAUUCUUUCAGUAACUAAAUCAGUUUCUCAAAUUCCAUAUAAGUAAGUUUAUUCCAAAUUUACAGGGUGAGGUUAUCGUGUGGGCGCGGUCAACAACUCUGUUAUGCAUGGCAUCUAAAAAUGUUAAAUACAAAACAUGUAGUCAGCAGUAUGCUCCGUACUGGGAAAAUAUUUUUAUCUCUACAGGGUGAUCCAAACAUCCAUUUUUAAAAUGGCCCCCUUUUCACAAGCUUAGAUUUAGAUAUGUAUUUCCAAAAAAAAAUAGCACAAUUUUUGUAAUUAAUUUUUUUAGUUACAAUGCAUAGACCACGCUCACAC
Molecule: messenger RNA, 2171 nt
Organism: Acanthoscelides obtectus
Lineage: Eukaryota; Metazoa; Arthropoda; Insecta; Coleoptera; Chrysomelidae
Source: the annotation of a GenBank genome assembly